Apis cerana (Asiatic honeybee) is the source of this 2062-nucleotide messenger RNA. RefSeq names its product cytochrome P450 6A1. Gene Ontology annotation, molecular function: heme binding; oxidoreductase activity, acting on paired donors, with incorporation or reduction of molecular oxygen; iron ion binding. The record is from RefSeq and is a predicted model, not a curated record. NCBI's taxonomy places the organism in Eukaryota, Metazoa, Arthropoda, Insecta, Hymenoptera, Apidae.
AUAAGAAAAGAGAGAGUAAGUAAUCAUUACAUUUCAUAGAAGAACAUCUUAUAAGAAUUACAUAUCAAUGAAGUAUAAACUAUAUUAGUGAAGCGUGAAUUAUACAUCAAAAAGUUAUACAAGAAUAGAUAAAGAGUUUUGAUUGGAAAAAAAAAAAAAAAGAAACGUGAGAAGAUAAUGGCCUACAUUGAAAUCUUAUGCGGAAUCAUCGUGUCGCUCUUGGCUCUCUAUUACUAUUUCGUAUCGGCUUUCAAUUUUUGGAAAAUUCGUGGAAUCCCUGGACCAAAGCCAAAAUUCUUAUUUGGAAACUUUAUGGACAUCAUAUUGUCAAGAAUUUCAACACCUACGUUUAUUAAAAACAUCUACGAUACGUAUACGAACGAGCCUAUGGUCGGAUUGUACGUGGGACGAAAUCCAAUUCUGUUUCUAAAAGACCCCGAAUUAAUCAAGGAUGUAUUGAUCAGGGAUUUUUCGAAAUUCGCAGAUCGAGGAUUUAACGUUCAUGAAAAGGUAGAACCAUUGUCGCAGCAUCUUUUCAACCUGGAGCCAAAAAGAUGGCGUCCGUUGAGAUCGAAGCUAUCCCCGAUAUUCACAUCGAAAAAAUUGAAAGAAAUGUUCAACCUGAUCCUCGAGUGUGGCCACCAUUUUGAAAAAUACCUGGACGAGCUCGCGGCGCAACGAGAGCCCGUCGAUUUUCGCGAGGUAGCAGCAAAAUACACGACAGACGUGAUCGGUUCGUGCGCCUUCGGAAUCAAAAUGAACGCUAUGUCGAACGAGGAGAGCGAAUUUCGAGAAGCUGGUAGAAAAAUCUUCGAACCCACUUGGAACUCCAUAAUAAGAUUGAAAUUUAAAAUGACCAUGCCAACGCUCUACGAUUUAUUGGGUCCUCUUGUGCCUGAAAGGGAAGUUACUCCGUUUUUCAUCAAGGUCGUCACGGAUACCAUGAAGUACAGGAAAGAGAAUAACGUGUUCAGGCCCGACUUCAUCGAUACGUUGAUGAAACUACGCGAUGAUCCAGGAAGCUUGGGCGAUAUCGAAUUGACCGAUGCUUUCCUAACUGCGCAAGCAUACGUUUUCUUCGCCGCUGGUUUUGAAACUGGAGCGUCGACGAUUAGUAAUACGCUUUACGAAUUGGCACAGAGUCAGGAAAUACAAGACAAGCUGAGGCAAGAGAUUCGAGAACAUUACGAUAAAUACAAGGGAGAGUUGAUAUACGAGAAUAUUAAAGAGAUGGAAUACUUGGACAAAGUGUUUCAAGAAACAUUAAGGAAAUAUCCACCUGGAACUUUGAUACCAAGAAGAUCAGUUUCUGAUUACACUUUCAAAAACACGAAUGUUACUAUACCGAAAGAUACAAUGAUAUGGAUUCCUGCAUUCCCGAUUCAUCGUGAUCCCAACAUUUAUCCAAAUCCUGACGAUUUCAAUCCCGAAAAUUUCACCGAAGACGCUAUUAAUAAUCGUCAUCCCAUGAAUUAUUUAGCCUUUAGCAAUGGACCAAGAAAUUGCAUCGGUGCACGGUUCGCUAACUAUCAAGUCAAAGUUGGUUUAAUUAUGAUUCUUCGUAAUUACAAGGUGGAAGUUUGCGAGAAAACUAUGAUUCCCUACCAAUUCGAUCCAAAUUUAUUUCUAUUGGGUCCCAAAGGAGGGAUAUAUUUAAAAAUAAUGAAAGUAUAAAAUCGAAGUUGUAUUAUAUUUUUAUAUAAUACAACAAAUUUUAAUUUCGAUUGUUUUAACCAAAUAAUUUUGCUGUAAAAAGAGAUUUACGCGUAUUAAUUUUUAAGACUUAAAGGAAAAAUAAGCUGUGCAAUAUCAUAUCGUUUAAAUAUUACUUUGUUAAUUAUAAAUUAUAUAUUAUAUAUUAUAAUUAUAUGUAAUAUUAUUUAAAUUUAAAUUAUUGUAUAUAUAUAAUUAUUAUUUAUUUCUAAUGAGAUUACUAUAUUAUUAUUAUUAUUAUUAUUAUUUAUUGUGGUAUUAUUAUGUUAUUAUUAUUAUCUUAUUUAUUGUGAGAUUAUAUCUUCAAUAUUUUAUAAAAAUAAAAUAAUUUUUUUAUAACGAUUCAAAA